GUUGCAGAUAUUUAACCUGACAUUUCCCUUCACUAGACCAUUCUACUGAAUGAUGUGCAAGAAAAGCAGCAGUGUAUAGGAGUAUAUUUGGAGAUUGCAGUUGCAGCAGAGGCAUCUACGGAAGAUGUGUGAGGCUCUAGAAGCAUCUAGAAGCUGCGGCUGACAUUACUAUACCACCUUUCUGCAGCUGCAGCUGCUGCCUUGGAGCAAGAGCUUCUUGUGUGCAGACAGAGAUGGGGAAGGCGGGUAGGUGGCUGAGAAGCUUCCUGACCGGGAAGAAGGACAGAAAGGGCAAGGACAAAGGUGACGGCCAGUCGGCGUCGUCGACGAUGGCGCCGACGACGACGCCGUCCGCUAGGGAGAAGAGGCGGUGGAGCUUCCGGAGGCCGGCGGUGGUCACCGGCGGCAAGGAGGCGAGCGCGUAUAGCCAGGGCCAGGGCCAGGGCCAGCUCGCGUCCACGUCGUCGCACUGCUUCUCCGACGUGCAGGCGGUCGUGCAUGACCAGCUUGCCGCCGUCGCCGCUUCGCCGGCGCCGGAGAGGACCGCAUAUGACGUCGUGGAGGAGGCCGCGGCGACCAAGAUCCAGUCGGCGUUCCGGUCGUACCUGGCGAGGAAGGCGCUGUGCGCGCUGAGAGGGAUGGUGAAGCUGCAGGCGAUGGUGAGGGGGCAGCUGGUGCGGCGGCAGGCGAGCAUGACGCUGCACCGCAUGCAGGCGCUCGUCGCCGCCCAGAGGCGCGCGCGCGCCGAGCGGCUGCGGCUCCUCGACGAAGACAAGCACACCCGCUCCCCGCGGCCGCCGGCCAGCCGCCGCUCCUCGCCGCAGCACCACCGCUCCGGCCGGAAGCCACUGGAGGUGGUGGACAGGGGAUCGGAGGAGAACGUCAAGGUCGUCGUGGUGGACAAUGGCGGAGCGCCGCCGAGGUGUUGCGGGAGGCGCAGCACGUGCUGCCCGACCCCGCCGCUGAGCCGCACGACGGCGAAGGCCGAGCUGCCCCAGAAGGUGUCGCCGACGGCGUCGGCGCUGACGGACGCGAGCGCGCGGACGGUGAGCGGCCGGUUCGAGGACUACUUCUCCGCCGCGGCGUCCGAGGCUAGCGGCGGGCGCCACCACCACCACUGCGGAGCAACCGGCGGCGCCGACCACGCGGCGGCGGCGCUGCACCUCUUCCCGAACUACAUGUCGAACACGGAGUCCUCGCGCGCCAAGGCGCGGUCGCAGAGCGCGCCGAGGCAGCGGCACGACCACCAGGCGAUCGCCUCGCCGUCCCCUUCGCCGUCGUGCGGCGAGUGGAGCUCGAGCGACCGCCGGCGCAGGGCGUCCCUGGACCCGCGGGACCUCCCCGCCGGAGGCCCGCGCAUGGAGCGGUGCGCGUCGCAGGCGCGCGCCAGCGCCAGCGCGGCGUGCCCGUGGGCCGUGAGGCUGGACAGGUCGACGGCGUCGCUCGCCGGCAGCGACUGCGGCUCGUCCACGACCGCGGCGGAGCGCGCGUGA
Molecule: messenger RNA, 1493 nt
Organism: Oryza brachyantha (malo sina)
Lineage: Eukaryota; Viridiplantae; Streptophyta; Magnoliopsida; Poales; Poaceae
Product: protein IQ-DOMAIN 14-like
Exons: 3
Coding region: 234-1493 (419 amino acids)
Molecular function (GO): protein binding
Source: RefSeq, a predicted model, not a curated record